CAGAUCACAUUAUUGAUCAACGCAUCAGGAUACACUUCAAUCAAGGUCUAACACAGGCAGAAAUUGCACUGUGCCUUUCUGUUAGAGAUGGCAUUCUGAUAAGUCCUCGUCAUUUAUGGAGAAGACUAGCCCGGUUACAACUUUACAGGCGACGGUUAAGUGACCCUGCUGAGAUUGUUAACUUCAUUAGCAACCAGAUAAGAGGACCGGGUGCACGAGAGGUGUAGAUUGGCUGGACUGCGCGUUACUCGAGACAUGGUUCAGGAGGUUCAGUCGCAUCUUGACCCAGAGGGCGUACAGCAACGGAGAGGAACAAGACUUCGGAGAAGAUGUUAUAGUGUCCCAGGGCCCAAUUAUUUAUGGCAUAUGGACUCCUAUGACAAGCUGACCCCUUUCGGCAUUGGAAUAAACGGAUGCAUUGAUGGGUUUUCGCGUCAUAUAAUCUGGAUGCAAGCAAACUCUUCCAAUAGUAACCCCAAAAUCAUCGCAGCAUACUUCAUGAAUGCAGUCACGAGACUUGGGGGUUGUCCAAAAAUAAUCCGAUCGGAUUUGGGAACUGAAAAUGUCCAUGUUAAUAGGCUGCAAUACUUCUUCCGAGAAGAUGAGACUGGCGUUGUGCAUGGGCCGUGUGUGUUCCAAGGACGCAGUACAGCAAAUCAACGGAUCGAAAGCUGGUGGGGGAUCUACAGGAGACAGAACGCAAGCUAUUGGAGGGACGUCUUCCAGGAGUUCCAAGCAACUGGAGACUUUAAUGGGGAUUUCAUAGACAAGGGUCUCAUCCAAUUCUGCUUUCUGAAGAUUAUCCAAAAUGAGCUAGACACCGUUGUGACAAUGUGGGACAACCAUCGCAUUCGAGCAGGUGGAAACGGACACCCUAAUUAUCAUGGGAAACCAUGUCUGAUGUAUAAUGUACCUGAGCUCUAUCACGCACAAGAUUAUUUGCAUCCACUACAGAAUGAAAGAGUGGGGAUUGUUCUCCAAGAGGACAUCUGUCUGUGGAAAACAGACAUUCCCUGCGACCAGGACCUGCAUGAGCUCGGUUUGAUGGUGAUGGAAGAGAACAACAUAGCACACAGUCAUAACGCGACAGAGGCAAUACGACUUUACAAAGACCUGAGGCCAUUAAUAACAGAACUCGUGCCAGAGCCUCAUCGCUGAUGUUGAUGUAGCAUACAGACACAUGCACUGUCCGUGGUUCUUAAAACAAUGAUGAUGAUGGCAUUUCCAGUGAUGAGGCAUCUCCAAAAGUUUACAUUUUUCAGGUAUUAUUGGUCUUUGCAUGAGUUGAUAUCUUUUACUAA
Molecule: messenger RNA, 1301 nt
Organism: Etheostoma cragini (Arkansas darter)
Lineage: Eukaryota; Metazoa; Chordata; Actinopteri; Perciformes; Percidae
Exons: 2
Coding region: 256-1158 (300 amino acids)
Molecular function (GO): nucleic acid binding
Source: RefSeq, a predicted model, not a curated record